This is a messenger RNA of Somion occarium, 1622 nucleotides long. The record is from the annotation of a GenBank genome assembly. Lineage: Eukaryota; Fungi; Basidiomycota; Agaricomycetes; Polyporales; Cerrenaceae.
GAAGCGACACAAGCAAGAGUCCUUAUUUGUUCGCUCUCUUAUCCCUUUCAGCCAUGUGGUUAUAUGGAUUCCUCAUACAUGGCGUAUCGCCUUUAUGCUCUAAUUGGGAUUGUUUACGGUCUCCAGGGAAAUAUAAGAAUGACUGCUUUGACACCUUUGAUCAUCAGCUCCCAACCGUAUAUCCUGCAACAGCAGCGAUUCUAUCACCGCCUACCAGUUAGACUCACUUCACUCAUAGCCGAGCUUUGAUUCGAAGACCAUCGAUUACGAACCCUCUAGACCUCAUUGCCCGAGCCACUCUAUAACUAUUCCGCCCUCGUUCUAAUCACCGGUUAUUUGGGUUAUAUAGCCAUGUUUCAAGUCGCAGCACGCCCAACUCCUCCUCACCUCGCGUCCAAUAUGGAGACAUACACGCCCUAUCCUACUCAGGUUCCAGUAAACCUGCAACUUCCACGCACGCUUCAGAGACCUACUUUCUCUGAGGUGUCUCGCGACUUCGUCGUACAGCUCGCACCUGAGCUACAGGAGGUCCCUUUCGAAUACAUCAGAAAGCACUUGGCUGGCCAAGCUAAUGAAAUGCUCGCAGCUCUGUCUCUUAUGAGUGUCCCGAGCUCUUUGCCCAAGUCUCGUCUAGCAUCGAACUUGGAUGUGCCUUUGAGGCCUGCCAACCCCAUGCCCAGCUCUACGGCAUUCCCAACUCAUAUUCUCGCCAUCUCAUCAUCAAAAUCGUCGCCUUCGUCACCUACCACUCCUACAGUCGCUUCUUUCGCAGCACAAGCGGUUUCUGCAGGGUCCGCGACGGUCCCGCUCUAUCCCGCCCACGCUCUUGUGCUUGCAGCGCACUGUACACUCCUCCCCCCUCUUCCUCGUUCGCGACCCUCAAAUAGGGCGACCUCAGUCACUCUGCCAGUAGUGCCGUUGACAGUUCCGAGCGCUGAGACAUUCCCUCUCCUUCACGCUUAUCUUCACACCAAGCGCCCUGACAACCUCCUUGCCGCUCUUCUGCCUUCACUCGCUGCAUCGUUCCCAUCGGCCACGUCGAACAGAGCCAGCUCUUCCUCCGGCGGAUCUGUUUAUGUGUCACAGUUCACUUCAGAACGCCUUUCCCGCCUUGCCAAUUCCUUGGCUUCCACGGCUUACCACCAGUCAGGGCCUCAAGGCGCCUUGUCGGGUUUGAUGGCUCACGCUAAGGUCGUAAACGCGCUUUGGAGAAACGUGUGUGCGCUUGGUGUGUUCGACCCUGAAUUAUGGGGAGUAAUGGAUCUUGCUUGGGAGAUCAUUCUCGCGGCUUUGACGCAGGUUGCUCAGCGAAGUGGUUGAGAGGACUCCCUGCAAGGCGACGUUGAUCGUCGCAAUUUCGGUCUUUUCCGUUUUCUGUGUGCGUAUUGGGAACUAUUCAUAUUCAGUCCAUUUAAAAGUCCUACUCCUAGUAGUAAUAAAGGCGCAAUGCGACGCCACAUCAUACCCCUACUCUGUAUUUUUUCCCUCACCAUUCGAACCUAACUGUAGCCAGUACUUGUUUCUCUGUUGAUACCUGCCUGCUAUCAUGUUAAUAUUGUUCUAAUAAUACAUCGUUUCUCAGGUUUACUGCUCAAGUUCACCGCUCCUGCGUGUUUCAUGAG